Messenger RNA from Cladophialophora yegresii CBS 114405, 240 nucleotides. RefSeq lists its product as uncharacterized. The transcript is spliced from 3 exons. The coding region runs from base 1 to 240 and encodes 79 amino acids. Lineage: Eukaryota; Fungi; Ascomycota; Eurotiomycetes; Chaetothyriales; Herpotrichiellaceae. Gene Ontology annotation, biological process: proton motive force-driven ATP synthesis. The record is from RefSeq and is a predicted model, not a curated record.
AUGGUUGCCAUGUACACUGUUAUGGGCCGCCAGGUCGGAUCACACGUCCUGUCUAUGGCUACGCUCGGCGCGGUUUUUGCCAUCCCCUUCCUGUUGCCAGGUGGGAGCAAGAACAAGGACACAAGCACACCGUCUAUCAACGCUUCGAGCAAAGACGAGGAGAAGUUCAUUCAGGACUUUCUAAAGCAGAUCGAGCAAGAAGAGAAGGGAAAUAAAAUCUCGGGAAAGGAAGCGCACUGA